Messenger RNA from Exserohilum turcica Et28A, 600 nucleotides. RefSeq lists its product as uncharacterized. The record is from RefSeq and is a predicted model, not a curated record. Gene Ontology annotation, biological process: tRNA splicing, via endonucleolytic cleavage and ligation; tRNA-type intron splice site recognition and cleavage. Gene Ontology annotation, molecular function: nucleic acid binding. Bases 1 to 600 code for a protein of 199 amino acids. The transcript has a single exon. Gene Ontology annotation, cellular component: tRNA-intron endonuclease complex. NCBI's taxonomy places the organism in Eukaryota, Fungi, Ascomycota, Dothideomycetes, Pleosporales, Pleosporaceae.
AUGACGACGACUGCAGUCCCAGCCCAGGUGAAACAUGCCUUCUGCCCGGCCCCGCUGCAGCUAUACGUAUCAGCGCCCUCCACGCCAGACGCGGCCUCUAUCCACCUUCCCAAUGAGAUGACCCUCGCCCGCCAGAUCCUGCACAACCUCGAGCACCAGCACCACUGGUCCGCCCUGUGCAUUCACACGCACUCGCCCCUCACCCGCGACCCUCUGCCCCGGCCCCUCGUCUCCGGCCUGCCUCCCCAGCGCCUCUAUGUCCAACCGGACGAGCAGGUCGAGCUGCUGAAAAAGGCCGACCGCGACCGCAAGGCCCAAGCUGCUGCCGGCACUGCUGCCUUGGACGUCAAGCCUGACCCCGAGCGCGAAUGGAUCCUGCCCACCAGGCUGAAGGAGCAGUGGACGUUGCGCCGUCUGGCCGGCGUGUUUGAUGCCAUCAGCCUGCUUCCCCCGCCUGCACAGGAGCCAGCGACCGACAGCGACGCCCCGGCCAGCCCCUGGCGGACGACCAAGCGCGUUGUGCUGGCGACAGUCGACACCGACAGCACUGUAGUAUACUACAUAGUGCACGAUGGCGUAGUCAAGCCCCGACAGAACUGA